CCAACUGGAUCCGGGGCAGCCGCCCCUGCCGGCGGCGGCACCGCUGGGGCCCUGCAGGGGCCGCGCCCCGGCCCUGCGGCUCCGCUCGUGUGGCGGCGGGGGCGGCAGGCGGAGCAGCCCCCCCCGGUGCCGCGGCUGGCGGCUGCUCCGGCUCGGCCGCGCGGCUCCAUCCGGGCACUGGGGGCGGCGGCGGGGGGCGGUGGGCGCGGCCCCAUCCGGGUCCCGGCGAUGCUGUCAGGGCGCCGGCGGGUGGGGCCGGGCUCGGGGAGUCGCGGAGCCUCCGGUGGCCGGAGCAGGACCCGCCCUGCCCGCCCACCGCGCCCGGAGCCGGCUCCGCCGCAGCCCGCCGUUCCGGGGGGCGGACACCACUGCCCGGCGGUUCGGGAGCCGCCGCAGCUCCCCGGGGCUGCGCCGCUGCUCGGCAUCCCAGGCCGCGCAGGCCCUGCCCGGCCGCCCCUCCCAGGCCGCGGCCUCGCAGACCUCUUGGAAGUGUAAACAAUGGAGGACAAGGAAGACCAAGUGCAACCCCUGGAUGAAAAGCAGGUGCCCAGCUCUGAAACUGGUUAUGUGUGGCAUGUCACCGAUAUGAAUCGACUGCAGCGCUUCUUGUGUUUUGGUUCGGAAGGUGGUACUUAUUACAUCAAGGAGCAGAAGCUGGGCUUUGAAAGUGCAGAAGCUCUAAAAAGACUGAUUGAAGAGGGUAGAGGUUGUGAAGUUGUUCAAGAAAUAAAGACAUUUAGUCAAGAAGGCAGAGCAGCAAAACAGGAGCCCCUGCUUUUUGCUCUUGCGAUUUGCUCACAGUGUUCUGAUGCCAAAACGAAACAAGCAGCAUUUAAAGCUGUUCCUGAGGUGUGUUGCAUACCAACCCAUCUCUUUACUUUCAUCCAAUUUAAGAAAGAUCUGAAGGAGGGCAUGAAAUGUGGCAUGUGGGGCCGUGCCCUGAGGAAAGCUGUUGCAGAUUGGUACAAUGGAAAGAGUGGCAUGGCUGUUGCUUUAGCAGUUACAAAAUAUAAACAAAGAAGCGGUUGGUCUCAUAAAGAUCUUCUGAGGUUGUCCCACCUAAAACCUGCCAGUGAAGGAAUUGCUGUAGUCACUAAAUAUAUUACCAAAGGGUGGAAAGAUGUCCAAGAGGCAUAUAAAGACAAAGCAGUUUCUGCUGAGACUGAGAAGCUCUUGAAGUAUCUGGAGGCUGUGGAGAGAGUAAAACGCACAAAAGAUGAGUUGGAAGUUACUCAUUUAAUAGAGGAAUAUGGUCUAGUUAGAGAGCAACUCCUGACAAACCAUCUGAAAUCUAAAGAGGUUUGGAAGGCAUUGCUGAAGGAGAUGUCCAUUUCUGUGUUGUUGAGAAAUUUAGGAAAGCUGACAGCAAAUUCAGUGCUUGAACCACGAGGUUCAGAGGUGGCAAUAGUCUGUGAAAGACUGAGAAACGAGAAACUGCUAAAAAAGGGUAGAAUACAUCCAUUCCAUAUUUUGGUUGCAUUAGAAACCUACAAAGCUGGACAUGGUAGCAGAGGGAAGCUUUGGUGGCGUCCUGACGAAGACAUUUUAGAAGCUUUAGAUGCCUCGUUUUACAAAACUUUCAAGGCAGUUGAACCAACAGGAAAACGCUUCUUGCUUGCAGUUGAUGUCAGUGCAUCAAUGACACAAAAAGUUUUGGGCAGUGUGCUCAAUGCUAGCACAGUUGCAGCAGCAAUGUGCAUGGUUGUAGCACGUACUGAGAAGGAUUCCCAUAUUGUUGCCUUUUCACAUGAAAUGGUCCCUUGUCCAGUGACAGCUGAUAUGACGUUACCUCAAGUAUUAGUGAAAAUGUAUGAAAUUCCAAUGGGUACCACUGAUUGUUCCCUUCCAAUGAUAUGGGCUCAGAAAACUCAGACAGCUGUUGAUGUCUUCAUUGUACUUACUGAUAAUGAGACCUUUGCUGGAAAUACACAGCCUGCCAUGGCUCUAAGAGAGUACAGAGAGAAAAUGGGUAUUCCUGCUAAAUUGAUUGUUUGUGGAAUGACCUCAAACGGUUUUACGAUCGCAGAUCCAGAUGACAGAGGCAUGUUGGAUGUAUGUGGCUUUGAUACAGGAGCUUUGGAUGUUAUUCGAAACUUCACUUUGGAUUUGAUUUAAUUUUAUAGGCAUCUGCACUUCCCAGUGGGUCCAUUGCUGGCAACAGACUUCACCCUGGGAACUCUCAGCCAAAUAUAUAAUACUAGAAUAUGGCACAUUAUAUACAUAUCAGAAUGUUACCUUUUGGUGAAGGGGAAACAAGGAAAGCAGAUGAGAAAUCACUUUCCUCUGUUUUCCUGUUGCACACAAUUUAAAAAUAACAGUGGGAAGUUUGCUAAAAUAGCUACAGGGUUAGAUAGUAUGUAAUUUAAUUUCACUUAUGAUAGAUUAUAAGUACUGAGAGAUUUUUAAUUUUUCCCCUUACUGUUGCUGUGGAAUGCUUGUUUGCAAGAAUAAAUCCAUGAGUUCCUCUUAGGAUAGGGCACAAAAAAAAAGGGGUUAGUAUUUUUAAUAAUAUCAGUUUAACAGCAACUCAGUUCAGAGGUAUUUUUCUUUGGGCUUUUUGUAAUGUUUGUAUUUUAAACAAAAUUACUAAGAUUCAACAAUUUCCAUUGUUACACUUCAAAUCUACAAAAGUAGUAUUUUCUGACACGUGAGACCAUGUGACUGUGAUGCAGUAUAAAAGUUACCCAGUGAAAUUUUAUACUGGUAAAACUGAAAGUGGAAGAGAUCAUGCUAAUAUUUUUCUACCUAGAUUAUCAUCUGAUUUUUCAGGAGUAAAGUAAUUCUCUUUAGAUAAGUUGAGGGGCAGUUUCUGUACAACUCAGUUUCAGAAGCACUCUUUUAGAAUUAAUGAGCUUUACAGGAAGUUCUAAAAUCUGCUUUGAGUAGACAGAUCUUGGAAGGGGGUAGGAAGCCACAUUCAGUCCGUGUUACAACUUCAGGAAUUAUGAGCACACUUUCAGUGAGGAAGAUCAACAAGUGCAUGUGUCUUGGCCUGCUCUUGAGAGCUGAGUAGUAACAACCAGAAAGAAAUAGCUACAUUAUUUUUUUCAAAAUACUGUAUUCAAUGAUACAGAAACAAUCUUCCUAACAGGAGAGUAUCUCAUUUUUAAAAAUCUUUUUGUAGAUAAUGCUACUUCUGAUUUCUUAAUUCAAGCUAACAUUUUCCAAAACUACCUCCAGUUUUUAGUGACCAAUUCUUAGAAACUUUUAUGAUAUGUACAUUUGUCUUCUUCAUGUUCUCAAAAUCUUGUUUCAGAAGUGAUUGAAACUGGAUUUUUUUAUUUUAUUUUUUAGUCUAGUAGUAAGAGUGUGAGUAGAUAAGGAGAAAGUGAGUAUCUUAUAACUUCAGAAAAGGAAUUGAUAGCAAUUCAUAUAUAUAUGUAUUUAAUUCUGUGUGUGUGUUUGUGUGUAUAAGGGGGGAAGUUAAAAGAUCUCUUUAGUAGAUCAUAAACUUAGGAGGUGAGAAAGGGGUUUUUUUUAGUGAUUAUUUUAGAACUUCCCCUGAGACAUGUCAGUCUCUUUGCUAAUUCUGGCUGUUUUCAACAGUUAAUUUGAUGUUAAUUUGAACAUAAAUAUAAUUUAUAAGAAUAACCCAAUUGUGGUAAAUGACAUAUAAGACAAUAUUUUUUGCCUAGACCCCACACUUACAUGUAUAAUCCAAGUUCAUAUUAUACUUUUGAUACUUGUAACACUUUUCAUUAUGCUUCACACGUAAGUCCAAAGCUUGCAUUCCCUAGGAUGGGUAUCUCUUUUGGUGCUAAAAUGUGAGGUUCCAUGUUACUGAAGGUAUUCUGGUACAUAGUUACACUCUAUCUUCAUUAAUAAAUCAAAACAAUGAGGGAAAUCUUUUCUGACUUUAAAACCAUGGCUUAAAGAACUGAUGGUAGGAUUGUUACCUUUCAGUGGAUGUGAACAGAGUUCUGAAUUGUCAUUGCUCUUAAGAUACAGAUCUGAUGGAAUGCUUGCAGAAUACAGGACUGCCACCAGCUUGUCAGGUGGUAUCUAGGAAAAACAAGUAUUCCUACAAAAGCUGAGACAUAGCACUUUGAGUUUGAAAAAGAAAAUUAGCCAUUUCUUAGGAAAAAUUUCUUACCCCUUCUAGUCUCUUUCCUAAAUGAACACCAUGAAUAUGGGGAGUAAAUUAAUUUGCUCAACACAUGCUAAUAAUUAUUUUAAGUAAAUGCACUGAUGUUUUGGGGGUUGGUUUUGGUUGUAAUGUGUUUUGAAUUACACUGUAGUCAGACAUCUGAUUAGGUGUUUAUUUUUAAGCUAGGAAUGUUGAAAAUAACUGAUAGAUAAGUAUCUUUUGCAAGUACUUUUUCUUAUUUGAAGUGGUAUUUGUGAAGUAAUAGGAAAUAUUUUGGACUAAAUAUAAAAUGAAAACUUAAACAGGAAUUUCAAGUAACUUUAUGCAGUUAAUUGCAUAAAUUUACUGCAAGUAAAAUACUAGUCUAGUUACUAACAGAUGGAAUGAACAGUUGUAGUAGUUUUGCAUCUUUGAAAGCAGUCCAGUUGAAAAUACUAUUCCCUGAACUAGAGUGUAAGUGAAGGUGAAAUUUUCAGUAGAAUUUAGAGAAAAAUGUAGCUCCCAAUAUCUAUUGACACUGGACAGCUAUGCACCAUCUUCAAGAUAGUCACCCAUGCUGAGGGACAUAAUCUGCUCCUAAAUAUUUGCCAUAUCUCUGUACUAAAAAGAUCUUGUUAGAAGCAGAAUAUUCAGAGUGGUUUGGUUAUACGAUGUAGAACUGGCACCAAUGAGAUCAUGUUGUCAUCUGCUCCCCCUUUAAGAUUUUCACAGAGGGGGGGAAACUGAAGUAAAUGCUGACAGCUGAAACUUGAUAGUGGUGUGACCUUUGUUUCUCCUGUUUUCUGUUUGGUUUUGUUACUAUUUUCAGUAAGGGGCAUAGAAGAAUGAUGCUGUAAAUCCCUUUUCCAUAGACUGAAUCUUGUACUUUUGCCUGAAUACUGAAUUUUAAGGGAUAGCAUGACUCAUUUGCAAUAACAUAAAUUUGUUCUGAUUUUAGUUAUUAAACUGAUAAUUUCCAAAAUGAUACCUGGGCAUGUAGAGAGGCAAUAAUUGCUGUUGUGUUUAAAAGAAAAAACAAAAACAACUAAGCUAAGACAAAGUUCCUAAGCUUAAGCAUUAGUUCAAUGUACAAUAAAUAACCCACCCUUUCAUCAGAGGAGACACUGACUCUUUGAAGUUAAUGGCAUCGAUUGCAUUGGAGGAACACUUUGACUAACCAAACAAAAAUGGGGCUACAAUUGUGCAGUGCAGUGUACCAGUAAAAAUUGAACAGGGACAAGUUUAAAAAGAGUUAUUUUACUCAAAACAUUUAUUACAAAAAAAAAAUCUAAAUGCAGAGUGCAGCCCUAGACUGGGUGAAUGCAGGUUUCCUGAUAUCUAAGAGAAUUAAUGGGCUUUUAGUUUAACUGCCACUUCACUGUGACCCCCUCAACAAUUCUUAAGUAUUAGACUGUUAUGUCUAAGACUGUAAUGUUCAGGCACUUUAGCAUUAAGGAAGAAGCUAAGGGUAUAAUGGCUGGAAGCACAACAGAGGUACAGCAUUCUUCUGUAAUGAGGGGUUGUAAGGAGUGAACACCAAAGGUUAGAUUUCUUCACAUAAUGGAUACAAUCAAGUAUGUGGGGAGGGCAGAGGGCAAAUAAGAGUUCUUAAAAAUCUUGCUUAAGAACCACUGUUGAGCCUGCUUGUUAAAUGUAAAUAAUGAGGGAGGUUUUGUUCUUUUUCAUUAGUGUUUAAUUGGGACCUAUACAUGGGUGUGGCUUUAAAAGGCCAUUCAACGAAGGAUAUAUUCUUGGCUUAAAAAACACAUCAGCAGUUUAGAAAUGUAAUUUAAUAAUGGCUCUGUCUAUAAAAACACUAGGAAAAUAUUUUUCUCCAGUGCAAAAUGCUUUGCUGCUUCAUCACAUACCUAACUCAUAGCCACUGUACCAGAUGGAUUAGUAUGGGUUCCAUUUGUUUUGUUUCUUGUAUUACCUUUUUGCUCUGACCUUCCUUUUUUCUGUUAAUGUUGGGUUUUUUCUUCUUUCCCAUCUCCUUGAUACCUCAGGCCUAUACUUGAAUCUCUUUUCACAUACAAGCUCUCUUCCAUUCCUUUUGUUUUGCCUCUGUUCUUCUGCCUUCUUGCUGUCAUUAAGCAUGCUAGUUUAGCUAAAUAACUUACACCAGAACUGAUGUCAUAGUAUUUAUCCUAAGUAAGAAAAUUUUCUUUUCCCGUUUUUUCAUUGCAUAAUUCUCUUAUAAAACAUUUAUUUUGUAGUAUCUAUCAGGUUUUUUGGUAAAACUGUGUAAAAUCAGUGACUAAAGUAUACUUUGUUUAUUUACAAAAAACAACAUCUGCCUGUGGAUGGCUUUACUUUUAUAAAAUAACUGCUUAAAAUUGGCUUUUCAAAGGUAAAGCUGCUUCUUAGCAUUAGAUCUGUGGGUUGAAGCUUUCCAUUCUGUUUAAUACUAUGAAACUGCUGUUACAUGCAGAAUUUGGGAAGCUUUUAAAUUAAUAUCCUGGAUGAAUGGGCAGCUUCUUUGCAGUAUUCACUAGAGAAAAACCUUCAAAGAAUAGAGUGUAGAAGUAAACCUAAGCAAAUAAUCAUUUGUCUUGCUUGUGCUUUUAACCUUUUUGUAAGCAUUUCAUCAGUUUAUACGGUUAUUUGGCUAUUUGCAGUGGUUCACAGUGGACAAAUAUGCUGUAAACAUGACUUUAUUGCUGGAAUGGUAGAGAUUUCAUCUUACCAUGACACAGAAUAGUGCACAACAUUGCUAAGUAAGAAUUAUGGGGGAAGGGUAAAACAGUAGGACAGCUAUUAUGUGUGUGCUCCUCUGAGAGCUAGGAUUUAAGAAUAGCUACUUUCAGCAGAAGGUAUGGUGUCUUUAAAUGUGUGUGCUUACAUUUGGAUUAUAAUUUUGAUACUGUAAAGUGUGGUUUCUUUUAAGUAUUUCUGCAUUCUGAAUUUGAGUUUAAAUAUAUAUUUGCAUAUAUAUGUGGUAUGUUGAGUACUUUUAGAAGUGCUUCAUUAACAAAUAAUGAAUAUAAACAGUUGUUUUCCUAAUGCUACCAGCUUCUUAAGAGUUAAGCACAACUAGUUACAUAUAAAAUGUCUUUUCUAUUGCAUUCUCCUACAAAAGUGCAGUUCUACUCUUUAAAAAUAAUUCUGUAUAAAGAAGCCACAGAUGGAUGCAUUCACAGCCCUCUCUACUUAGUGAAAUUACUUGGUGUUUGUUUCCAGCUUCUCAUGCUUCUCAGGAGUGUGGCAUUCAAGCUGGAUGAGCAGGUAUAUCUGAAGUACAAGUACAGAUUCUUGUAGUGGGUAAUAUUUAGAAUUCAGAUCCCAGGGCAAACAUUAUUUUAAAAUAAGCAGUUGUGUCCUGGAGACAAUGCUAAGCAAAAAAUACAGAAUUUUUAAAUUACUAUUUUUUAAUCUUGCCCCCUCCCCCCUUUUUUUCUAGAGUAGAACUACACUUGAACAGCCAUGCUGUGUUUAAGUGACUUAAACAUAACAUGGCUUUGUGCCAUCCAAUAACGAAGGCACUGUCUUGCUGCUACUUUCUAUGAAAUGAUACAAAAUUAAUGAGAAACUAUUUGGAUGGGGAGCCUUAAUGUGGUUAAAAAGAAACAAUUAACCCUUUGAGUGCCUUAAGACAUACCUUCUUUAAUAAAUGGGCACUCACUUGGAUAUCUGCAGGCAUACAGUGUUUUCUCAACUGCUGUUAAUAGAAUAUUGCCUUAAGUGACAAUGCCCUGGGACUUCUGAAACUUAGAACUCAAAGGGUUAUUUCAGACUACUGUUUGGGGACUUUUUUUAAAACAGGGAACAAAAUGAAAAGUUCUUUCAACAAUUCCUUUGCAUACUGUUACUCUUAUUUUUACAUGAUGGAUUUACCAGCUUUCAGGUGCAAGAUUAUUGUUAAAUCUCAGAAAACACAACUGGCCUAAGAAUUCCACACAGAGAAAAAGAAUACUUGGUUACCACUGUAUGUGCAAAAUGAAUUGCUUUAUUAAGUAUAAAUUUAGGAAGAAAUGCACAUUUAUGUGUGUUUAUCUUGAUGGGUGUGUCCUUGUAAAGAAAAUUUUAAUACAGCAGUGAUGAAACUAGCAAAAUACAGUUAACCACAGUCAAAAAUAUGAGGUCAGUGUGUUUUUAAUUGGCUCAUUACACAUCUUAAAGAUGCACAGUGCAAGCAACUGUAUACUCAAGAUUUCUACAAAUCAUGUGGUUUAAACUUCUUUGGCUUCAGACCUGCAGCACAGAAGUGAAGCUGUCAGAUUCAGAAGAUACUUUUCCAGUUAUCUGGAGCUGAAGAGUAAUGUGAUGCUUUUCUCCCUUGAGGGGAAAAAAGUAUUUUAGGUGCUUGUGGUGCUGAAAGCAAUGGAAAUAACAGGAGGCUUAUUCACAGGAGGGGAGAAAAAUUAAUUGACUGAUGUUUUUAUUGUAAACUGUGCACCUUUAGUAGUGUAAUGGUCCCUUUUACUGAAGAGUGGGAUGUAAUUUUCUAUUUGCAUAUGAACUUUCUUGAAAUAACCAAGAGUCUUGACACUGCCUGGUCUGGCUUUGGAUGUACAUUGUACUGAAACUAUGGAAUUUUAGAUGUUUCUUUUAGACAUUUAACUGCAAGUUAAAAUAACUAGUAAAUGCAUUCUGACUGUAGAAUUUAAGUACUAAAUAAACUCUAUGCAUAUUAGAACUA
This is a messenger RNA of Apus apus (common swift), 8705 nucleotides long. RefSeq names its product Ro60, Y RNA binding protein (gene RO60). The record is from RefSeq and is a predicted model, not a curated record. Bases 499 to 2115 code for a protein of 538 amino acids. The transcript is spliced from 9 exons. NCBI's taxonomy places the organism in Eukaryota, Metazoa, Chordata, Aves, Apodiformes, Apodidae. Gene Ontology annotation, cellular component: ribonucleoprotein complex. Gene Ontology annotation, molecular function: RNA binding.